GCAAGCAUGGGACCUUGCAGUUGAUAUUUGCCUUUCCCAAUUACCUACAAUUAUAGAGGAAGGAACUGCCUUUAGGCACAGCCCUUUCUUUGCGGAGCAGCUGACGGCUUUCCAGGUGUGGCUGACCAUGGGUGUGGAGAACCGCAACCCCCCGGAGCAGCUCCCCAUCGUCCUGCAGGUGCUGCUGAGCCAGGUACAUCGGCUGCGAGCUCUUGACUUGCUGGGAAGAUUUUUGGACCUGGGUCCCUGGGCGGUUAGCUUGGCCCUGUCUGUUGGCAUUUUCCCGUAUGUGCUGAAGCUACUUCAAAGUUCAGCUCGCGAGCUGAGACCACUCCUUGUCUUCAUCUGGGCCAAAAUUCUGGCAGUGGACAGUUCAUGCCAAGCCGACCUCGUGAAGGACAACGGUCACAAGUAUUUCCUUUCAGUUUUGGCAGAUCCUUAUAUGCCGGCUGAACACAGGACCAUGACUGCUUUUAUCCUGGCUGUAAUUGUUAACAACUACAACACUGGACAGGAAGCUUGCCUUCAAGGAAACCUGAUUGCUAUUUGCCUGGAGCAGUUAAAUGAUCCACAUCCUCUUCUGCGUCAGUGGGUGGCCAUUUGUUUAGGACGUAUUUGGCAGAACUUUGACUCAGCAAGGUGGUGUGGUGUGAGAGACAGCGCUCAUGAAAAGCUCUACAGUCUCCUCUCGGAUCCAAUCCCAGAGGUUCGCUGUGCUGCAGUCUUUGCACUGGGAACAUUUGUGGGCAACUCGGCUGAGCGGACCGAUCACUCCACCACCAUCGAUCACAACGUAGCCAUGAUGUUGGCCCAGCUCAUCAACGACGGGAGCCCCAUGGUUCGAAAGGAGCUGGUGGUGGCUUUAAGUCACUUGGUGGUUCAGUAUGAGAGCAAUUUCUGCACCGUCGCCUUGCAGUUCAUGGAAGAAGAGAAGAAUUACCCUCUCCCUUCUCCAGCUGCCACAGAGGGUGGGAGUUUGACACCAGUGCGAGAUGGUCCAUGUACGCCGAGGCUGCGGUCCGUCAGCUCUUACGGGAACAUCCGAGCCGUUUCCACAGCUAGGAACCUGAACAAGUCCUUGCAGAACCUCAGCCUGAAUGAAGAAUCUGGAAGCUCUGUUGCGUUUUCUCCUGGGAAUCUCAGCACCAGCAGCAGCGCCAGCAGCACCUUGGGCAGCCCUGAGAAUGAAGAGUAUAUCCUGUCGUUUGAGACUAUUGACAAGAUGAGGCGAGUCAGCUCUUACUCUUCUCUGAAUUCACUAAUAGGUGUGAGUUUCAACAGUGUUUAUACCCAAAUUUGGAGAGUACUCCUUCACUUAGCUGCUGACCCCUAUCCUGAUGUCUCCGACUUGGCUAUGAAAGUUCUCAACAGCAUCGCUUACAAGGCAACGGUGAACGCUCGCCCCCAGCGCAUCCUCGACACCUCCUCGCUGACUCAGUCUGCCCCUGCCAGCCCCACCAACAAGGGCAUGCACAUCCACCAAGUGGGAGGGUCACCUCCAACCACUAGUACAAGCAGCUCCAGCCUGACAAACGAUGUGACAAAGCAGCCGGUCAGUCGGGACAUCGCAUCCGUAAGACCCGCCAAUGUCGGCAACAUGGGGGUUCAGUAUACUCCCCACUCCCACCAGUUUCCCCGGACAAGAAAAAUGUUUGACAAAGGGCCGGAACAGACCACGGACGAUGCCGAUGAUACCGUUGGACACAAAAGUUUCAUUUCGGCCACAGUGCAGACAGGGUUUUGUGACUGGAGUGCGAAGUAUUUUGCUCAGCCAGUCAUGAAGAUCCCAGAAGAGCACGACUUGGAGAGCCAGAUUCGCAAGGAGAGAGAGUGGCGGUUUCUGCGCAAUGCUCGUGUCAGGAAGCAAGCCCAGAAGAUCAUCCAGAAGGGGAUUUCCCGGCUGGAUGACCAGAUCUUCCUCAACAGGAACCCGGGCGUCCCCUCCGUGGUGAAGUUCCACCCGUUCACGCCCUGCAUCGCCGUAGCCGACAAAGACAGCAUCUGUUUUUGGGACUGGGAGAAAGGGGAAAAGCUGGACUAUUUCCACAACGGGAACCCUCGAUAUACCAGGAUCACAGCGAUGGAGUACCUGAAUGGACAGGACUGCUCCUUGCUGCUGACUGCCACAGAUGAUGGUGCCAUCAGAGUGUGGAAGAACUUCGCAGACCUGGAAAAGAACCCAGAGAUGGUAACUGCCUGGCAGGGGCUGUCAGACAUGCUGCCAACUACACGAGGUCUGGCCCGAAGGGUUUCAAUCUAUCUUGACAGAAGUAAACAGGGAG
Messenger RNA from Pelecanus crispus (Dalmatian pelican), 2282 nucleotides. NCBI's taxonomy places the organism in Eukaryota, Metazoa, Chordata, Aves, Pelecaniformes, Pelecanidae. The record is from RefSeq and is a predicted model, not a curated record.